AUGGAGCAGCGCAAAAGCUCACCGCACUUGUGCGACAUGACCUUGGUCUCCAAAGACGAUCACGGCGUGGAGACUUCAAUUUCCGCCCAUAAAUGCAUUCUCUCCAUCAGUUCUGGUUACCUCGAAAACGUGAUUAAUCUGCCCGACAAUCACAAUCACAACCUACAGCUCGACAUUUCCUGCAUGGCUGAUCCGACGAGUAUAAGUCAGCUGGUUGACUUCGCCUACACCGGGAAAAUCUCCUUCACAGCGACGGACUUUGACAGACUGGCGACGGCGAUCGAAAAGCUUCAGAUUCGGAAUAUUGACGAAGUAUCCAUCAAUAAAAUCCGGGAAGACAUUAAUCUAACUAACUCGAAAAAGACACUUCCAACUUCGGAAGUAGAGCCAACUUGCCCCGCCACUCCUCCUCAGGCCACUCUACCUCGUGUUCAGCAAAUCAUGCUCUCGCCUUCUCACAUCAGUAGUCAACCAAAAGUGAUCCCGUUCGGCGUUGUCCCAGUAGAAUCAGCUGCAUCAGGGCCAGCUAAAAAAGGAAGACCGCUUGUUCCGAAAAUCGAAGGAAUUCCACACCAUUUGAUUGGCAAUAACAUUCAAGUGCUGAUACAAGACCCUAUCAUGUCUAUUCCAAAGAUUGACUACAGAGGAGACGACAGAGGAGAUCCAGUUUUGGAAGAAACUGACAACUUACUGAGCCUACUGAAAAUGAAUUAUGACGAAGUUGCGAAUUGCGCACGAUCACAUCUCGAGAACCUAAUCGAGCGGCUGAAACUGACGAAUUCUCAACGUGCUGCAAUUUGGGAAGUUCGUCGAAAAUCGAAGAAUAGAAUCGCGGCGGCGCGCUGCCGUAAGCGCAAAAUUGAAGACAUGAAGGAGAACGACGAGACGAUCGAGCAGUUGCGCACGAUCUUUGAAACGAAACAAAAUCAGAACUGGGAGCUGCGAGCAGCGCUAGAACAGGUCCUCGUUGAUGUGGCCAAAGAGCCGAACCUCGACAACUCGCAAAAGUCGUUAUUGGAGCAAGUGCGGAAAGCACUCGCUGAACCCGAAAUCGAAAUAGCCGGGGACAUUGAGAAAUUACGACCUGCUUCUGAUUACGUUAACGUGAGAAGUGCGUAA
Molecule: messenger RNA, 1119 nt
Organism: Oikopleura dioica
Lineage: Eukaryota; Metazoa; Chordata; Appendicularia; Copelata; Oikopleuridae
Source: the annotation of a GenBank genome assembly